Physella acuta is the source of this 702-nucleotide messenger RNA. Its product is annotated as MICOS complex subunit Mic10. Gene Ontology annotation, cellular component: MICOS complex; mitochondrion; mitochondrial inner membrane. The record is from RefSeq and is a predicted model, not a curated record. NCBI's taxonomy places the organism in Eukaryota, Metazoa, Mollusca, Gastropoda, Physidae.
CAUAAACACUAACUGCAACAAUCCAACAUGGCGAGUCCAAGCAAAAGGUCAGAGGAUGUCUACGGUCAAAAGCUCGACCGUUGUUUAUACAAUGGUCUCAUAAAGUUUGUUACUGGAGUGGGAGUAGGCAUUGUCUUUUCAGCACUACUUUUCAAGCGAAAACCCUGGCCUGUUAUUUUGGGAGGUGGUAUUGGUACUGGCAUGGGCAUAUCUGAUUGCAAUAAUGAAUUCAAAUCAUCUGGAUUUAGAGAGGUGUCACCUUCAUACCAAUUAAUGGAGAAUAAUCAGCAACUCCCACUUGAAACACAUAAAACUGAGGGAUACAAAAGACAGCGUUGUAGUCGUUGUGAAACCAGCAAAGAUGUAGAGAAAGAAAAUAAAUUGCCUUGGAUGGCUAAGCCUAAAAAUGACUCAUAAAAAGUGAAAACCCACCCCAAAAUGCAGUACACCAUCAGAUAAAACAAGUGAAACAUCGUGAUAUACAUGCCAGUCUCUUCGCAGUCCACUUUUUUUGUGUGGUGAUUGCUGCACUUAUAGAUCAAGCUUAGUUGGAUUAAACCUAUUUAUUCUGAUGUUAUCUUUCAAUAAAAGUUGCAAUUAAGUUGUAAAAAGAUUUGCCUUACAUCUUUGCUAGGAGACAUUUAUUGAUGGAUGCCCCUAAAGAAUUGGAAUGAUUUCCAAAUAAAGCAUUUGUAUACUAAU